AUGCUGAGAAGCACCCUGCUGUGCGCGGUGCUGGCGCUCCUGCGCGCGCAGCCCUUCCCCUGUCCCCCAGCCUGCAGGUGUGUCUUCCGCGACGCCGCGCAGUGCUCCGGCGGCCACGUGGCGCGCAUCGGCGAGCUGGGUCUGCCCACCAACCUCACGCACAUCCUCCUUUUCCGAAUGGGCCGGGGCGCCUUGCAGAACCACAGCUUUAGUGGCAUGACGGUCCUGCAGCGCCUGAUCCUCUCCGACAGCCACAUUUCCUCCAUUGAGCCCGGCGCAUUCAGUGACCUGAUCAAGCUAAAAACGCUCAGGUUGUCGCGCAACGGAAUCACGCAUCUUCCGGGUGCGCUCCUGGAUAGGCUGGGGCUCCUGGAACAGUUGUUCUUGGACCACAAUGAACUGAGAACCAUGGACCGACACCUAUUUCGGAAACUGGCUAGCCUGCGGGAGCUGGUCCUCAACCACAAUCGACUGGCGUUCCUGUCUCCCGACCUCUUCGCAAAGCUGGAGAACCUGAAGUUGUUGGAUCUGUCGGCGAACAACUUAACUCACCUGCCCAGGGGACUGCUUGGAGCCCAGGCGAAGCUGGAGACACUUCUGCUCCACACGAACCAGCUCGUCUCUCUGGAUCCGGGGCUGCUGGACCAUCUGGCCGCCCUGAUGGAGCUGCGGCUGGAUGGAAACCACCUGAGUGCCAUCGCGCCCGGUGCCUUCGACCACCUGGGCAACCUGAGUUCUUUGACCCUUUCUAGAAAUCGCCUUGCCUUUCUGCCCCCCGCACUCUUUCUCCAUUCGCGCAGUUUGACUCUGCUCACCCUGUUCGAGAACCCCCUAGAAGAGCUCCCCGAGGUGCUCUUCGGAGAGAUGGCGGGCCUGCGGGAGCUGUGGCUCAACCGCACCCUCCUGCGCACGCUGCCCGCCGCGGCCGCCUUCCGCAACCUGAGCAACCUGCAAACGCUGGGGGUGACGCUGAGCCCGCACCUGAGCGCGCUCCCUCCGGGCGCCCUUGGGGGCCUGGCCGAGCUCCGCGUGCUCGCCCUGCACGCCAACGGCCUGGCCUCCCUCCCCGAGGCCUUGCUGCGCGGCCUCGGGCACCUGCGCCAGGUAUCCCUGCACCACAACAGGCUGCGGGCCCUGCCCCGCACGCUCUUCCGCAACCUCAGCAACCUGGAGAGGGUCCAGCUGGACCACAACCAGCUGGAGGUCCUUCCUGGUGACGUGUUUGGGGAGCUGCCCCAGCUGACGGAGGUCCGGCUGGGGCACAAUCCCUGGCUCUGUGACUGUGGCUUGUGGCCGUUCCUGGAGUGGCUGCGGCACCACCCGGACCUCGUGGGCCGAGACGAGCCCCCGCAGUGCCGCGGCCCGAGGCUGCGCGCCGGCCUGUCGCUGUGGGAUCUGCUGGAGGGUGACCCGUGGUGCCCCAGCCCUCGCGGGCGGCCGCCAAGACCUCCCGCCCAGAACCUCCUCCUGGAAACCACUCUAGCUUCCUGGCUGCCUAAUAGCUCGGAAGCUUGGUUGCGGACCCAGCUAGUGGCCACCGGCGAGCGUCAAGAUCCUCAUAGUCUCUUCUGGUGGCUUUAUGUUCUGGUUUUAGUAGCUCAGGCCGUCGUAACCGGGGUCAUUGUGUUUGCUAUGAUUAAAAUUGGCCAGCUCUUUAGAAAAUUAAUUAAAGAGAGGGCCCUUGUUUGA
Messenger RNA from Dipodomys ordii (Ord's kangaroo rat), 1689 nucleotides. It is a transcript of the gene Gp5, whose product is annotated as glycoprotein V (platelet). The record is from RefSeq and is a predicted model, not a curated record. Gene Ontology annotation, molecular function: protein binding. The coding region runs from base 1 to 1689 and encodes 562 amino acids. Lineage: Eukaryota; Metazoa; Chordata; Mammalia; Rodentia; Heteromyidae. Gene Ontology annotation, cellular component: extracellular matrix. The transcript has a single exon.